AUGGGUCUGAUGGCUAAAAUAAUAUUCAGGAUAUCUGACGAGAUAUACGGCACAAUGAAAGUUUACCCAAGACCUGUUCAUGUUAUUGGGGAUUACCCUAGACCUGUUCAAGUGACUUAUAAUCAGGAAUACGCAAGACCUGCUCAAGUGAAUUAUAAUCAAGAAUACGCGGUUCCUGUUUAUAGCAACAGGGAACAAUAUCCCACUUACCCAGCAGAGUAUAGUUCCAGGAAAAAGAAGCCGAAACCACGGGCGAAAAAGAAAACACCACGUGAUCGGAUAAAGACGGAUUAUUCUAACGUCCGGGAACCUGGGAGAUUGCUGUCAUAUGCUGCACAUGAACUCUUCUUUGAGGACACAAAAUAGAUAUGAUUAAUACUCUGAAUUAAUAUGUUUAUUCGCAAUAAAAUGCGAUGGUAAAUUGCAAUAAUUUUGCCUGACCCCAAAAUGUCAA
Magallana angulata is the source of this 454-nucleotide messenger RNA. RefSeq lists its product as uncharacterized. The transcript is spliced from 8 exons. Lineage: Eukaryota; Metazoa; Mollusca; Bivalvia; Ostreida; Ostreidae. The record is from RefSeq and is a predicted model, not a curated record. Bases 1 to 366 code for a protein of 121 amino acids.